UUACAGACCUGCCACCGGUGGCCGCAAAACAAAAACCUGCCCAAUGCUGCUCAAGCUUCCUAGCCGUGAUAGAUGCGCAAAGCGCAAUUUCGCCUAGAGAUGCACAUGCGUACCGUGCCUGGAAGGAGGGGCCAGCCGAGGGUUGAAACACAAGAACACAAAGACAAUCGGUUCGUUUGUGGGCAGAAAGGACUCAAAUAGAGAUCCCGGUCAGAGAUUCACAUCUUGACCCAGCAAAAACUUCAUUUGUCUUUCACUCUCUCAUCUCAUUCCACUUCCCACUUUCGUGUGUACUUUUUAACUUGACCACUUGUCCUGACUUCUUAUCAUUGGAGCAUGACUGAGGAUUCGCAAAACAAGAAGGACCUGGCCCAUGCUAGGACAAAGACCAGCUUCGAUGUCAAUGACAUGACCGAUUAUCUCUACGGCGGCCGCGCCAAUGUGGAGCACCGUCGAUACAUUGUCGGCCUACUGGCCAAGGAGCCGGUCUUUAACAAGGACGACUGGGGCUGGCUGAACCACACAGACGCAGUCAAGCGCGGUAUUGCCAUGUCUGCCCGACUGGCGGAGAUCAAGAUGGAGUACGAACUGAACGACUUGGACUUUGCCACCAUGAUCGAGGCUGUCGAUGAUCCUAUUCCUCUCUUGCUACACAACGGAGCAUUCAUCCCGGUGAUCAAUUCUCAAGGAACUGACGAACAGAUCGAGAAAUGGAUUCCUCCCGCCGAACAAUACCAGAUCAUCGGCUGCUAUGCCCAAACAGAGCUCGGUCACGGUUCAAACCUCUCUGGGCUCGAAACCACUGCGACCUUCGUCAGAGAGACGGACGAGUGGGAGAUCGACAGCACAACCUUUACGGCUGCCAAGUGGUGGAUUGGAGGACUGGGCGCCAUUUGUACCCAUGCGGUCGUUCAGGCCAAGCUGAUUAUUGAUGGCAAAGACUACGGCGCUCAUGUCUUUGUGGUCCCUAUUCGAUCACUGGAGGACCACAAGCCCUUUCCUGGUAUCGAAGUCGGAGACAUUGGACCCAAGGCAUACGGAGGGUUCAACAAAAUGGAGAACGGCUUUGCCCGGUUCAAAAAGUACCGUAUCCCUCGCGAGAACAUGCUGAUGCGAUUCUCAAAGGUCUCGAGAGAUGGUGUCUACACGAAACCACCCCAUGCCAAGCUAUCUUAUGGAUCAAUGGUCCUGCUGAGAUCGGUCCUAAUCCGACAAAUGGGCCAAUACCUCUCGCGUGCCACGACCGUCGCUACACGCUAUCUGACUAUUCGUCGCCAGUUCAACAACCCGACCCAGCGCAAUGAUGCCGAUCUGAACCCAGGGCUGGAGACCCAGGUGAUCAACUACCCCAUGGUCCAGAACCGUCUCUUCCCCAUGAUUGCCCAGGCCUAUGCGCUCUUUGCCGCCGGUACGGUCAUGAUGAACAUGUAUAUCAACCUGAUGACAGGACUCACCAAGGGCAACAUUGACGCCCUGGCUGAGGUCCACGCCAUGUCCUCGGCACUCAAGUCCUACUGCACCACGAUCGGCGCUGGAGGGACGGAAGAGUGCCGUAAACUGAUGGGUGGGCACGGCUACUCGUAUUUCUCGGGGCUGGCACACCUUUUCGCGGCGAUCGUGCCGUCGAACACGUAUGAGGGCGAUAACUAUGUGCUCACGCAGCAGAUGGCGAGAUAUCUGCUCAAGGAAAUCAAGAUCGCACGGGCGGAUCCUGAGAAGGUUACACCAUAUUCCAAGUACCUGCUUCCGGCUCUCAAUCGAGACCAUUUUGCAAGAUCGACCUGCUCGGUGACCAAAUUGGAGGACUGGUUGCGCCCCGAGAUCCAGCUUGCGGCGUUUGAGCACCGCUGUGCGCGUCUUGCCAUGGAGUUGAGUGACGCUGUAGAGGCGGGCGGUGGAUUAGAUUCAUCGAUCGGCAAGGCCUGGUCUGAUCACAAUAUUGAGUGCUACAGGAUCUCGCAUGCGCACGCGCAGUAUGUAAUGGCCCUUUGGUUCAUGCAGUCGAUCCAAGAGGCCGAGCAUCCGACCGAGGACGAGGACCGAGGUGCGAAGCCAGAGUCGGUCGCGGUUUUGAAGACGCUCUCGAAUUUACAUGCACUGCAUACGAUCCAGACGAACUUGGCGGAUUUCGCCGAGGACGCGUAUCUGUCACCGGUGCAGUGUCAGUUACUGAGGGCCCAGGUGAAGAUCUUGGUGGCGAGCCUGGCGGAUGAUGCAGUGGGACUUGUGGAUGCGUUUGAUCAUCCGGAUUUCUUGUUGAAUUCUGCCUUGGGUGCCAAUGACGGAGACGCGUACAGGAGAUUGUGGGAUAAGGCGCAGACGGAGCCGUUGAAUAGGCAGGAGGUAUGCGAGGGGUAUGAGGAGUAUAUCCGCCCGCUGCUCAAGAAACAUGGCGAGCUCAAGCUGUAGAUCGGCGGCAUAGAUUGUGUCGUGUCGUGUCGUGUCGUGUUGUCGUGUAUGUAGAAUGUAUUGUUGUAUAAAUGCGUUUUAGUCUGGAAAUAAUGAAGGGC
This is a messenger RNA of Gamsiella multidivaricata, 2510 nucleotides long. Its product is annotated as acyl-CoA dehydrogenase/oxidase. NCBI's taxonomy places the organism in Eukaryota, Fungi, Mortierellomycota, Mortierellomycetes, Mortierellales, Mortierellaceae. Gene Ontology annotation, molecular function: acyl-CoA oxidase activity; FAD binding; fatty acid binding. Bases 337 to 2409 code for a protein of 690 amino acids. Gene Ontology annotation, cellular component: peroxisome. Gene Ontology annotation, biological process: fatty acid beta-oxidation using acyl-CoA oxidase; lipid homeostasis. The transcript is spliced from 6 exons. The record is from RefSeq and is a predicted model, not a curated record.